Messenger RNA from Sycon ciliatum, 2465 nucleotides. RefSeq names its product solute carrier family 53 member 1-like. The record is from RefSeq and is a predicted model, not a curated record. Gene Ontology annotation, cellular component: plasma membrane; cytoplasm; Golgi apparatus. Bases 548 to 2056 code for a protein of 502 amino acids. Gene Ontology annotation, molecular function: inositol hexakisphosphate binding. The transcript is spliced from 2 exons. Gene Ontology annotation, biological process: cellular response to phosphate starvation; phosphate ion transport. Lineage: Eukaryota; Metazoa; Porifera; Calcarea; Leucosolenida; Sycettidae.
UGAGCUUCCAAGCUCUCUCGUUAUGUCACUAUGCGUAGGGCUCCAGCGCUCCCUUGCCUUGGCUAUGGCCUGUGUACAGUCGGUGUGUAGUCGACGCUAGUCAUCCGACUCGUAACUGUUACUCCAGGCAUUUUCGCUGAAUGAAAGACUAUUGCAUAAUUAUUAUUGAUUGUACUUCGCUUUUACUAGUUUUAGCCAGCGCUAGCGGUUGCCGUUGGUGGAAGUCAGUUUGAUCCCUUCAGCUAUUUCGGCAGUUGUUUGUUGUCUGCAAAAUAAGCGUAUCCAGUGGACUAGGCUGCAGCCGGUGUGGGUCCAUUAUGACGUGAAUGACGUUCCAUAGGGUAUUGGAAAUACAUGUGACACUGUUGACAGCCAAACCAUGUGGUCGUGAAUAUCAUUGUCUGCCUCUCGAUCUAGGGGCGACUACUCGAAGCGACAGGCUGCCCGAAGUUGGGAAGUAAUAAAGUGAUCAUUGGAAAGGUGAUGCGACUGCAUGCUGUUCAGUGUUUGUCUGGAGAAUAUCUAGUCCACGGUAGUCCACGGCAGGAUGAUGAAUAGGUCUGGUCACAGUGGUUUGAACCAUAGCUAUAUGUGCACGUCUGAGAAUGACAAUGAUUUAACCAGCAGUGUGCGUCGCCACAUGCCGUCUUCUCUCGAGCAGUACCACGAGGAGCACGGCGCACAACGCUCCGCACUUCGGAGAUCCAUCAGCAAGCAAAACGAGUACGGCCUGCGGCGACCGGAAUGGCCUGUCGUGUCCGCUGCAGCGGCGUUCGUUUCCGGUGCACUCGUCCUAUUGGGCGCAGGCAGCAACACGAAUACAUUGUACAUUGAGCUGCGGAUGCUGCGCGGAACGUUUCUUCUCCUUCUGAUGCUCUUCCUGAUCAUUGGCAAUAUGUAUGUGUGGCGAAAAACACGCAUUGACUAUGCACGCAUACUGAGCCUUGAUCAAGUACCGUCAGUUUGCUGUACGUCGCAACCCGCAGAAUCGGUCGCUGAUCGUGACGAUGAAGAGCCCGACGAAAGCGCCACCACGUCGUUCAGCAAGCUAGCAUGUGUAUUCUCCAGCCUGUGGAUCAUCUCUGUUCUGAUCGUUGUCUAUGUGUGGGAGCUACGCGGCCCUGUUUCCGUCAGCCGACACGCGCCGUUCUCUCUAUGGCUUGUGAUCGUGCUCUGCUUAGUGCUACCAGCUCCUGUUCUCUAUCAUCAAAGCCGUCGAUGGAUGUGCUACCGGCUGUGGUGCAUGAUAGCUGCCCCGCUCUAUCCCGUUCGAUUCGUGGACACCUGGAUAGCUGAUCAGCUGACCAGCUUGCCGCUAGUACUGCUUGACUUUGAGUACACAACUUGCGUGAUUGUCAAGGUUCAAUGGCUGGGAAGUUAUCUGGAUAACCAUGGCAUCUGCAUGAGUCCCACGAUUGGAAUACGACAGGCACUCAACAUCUUACCGUCGUGGUUUCGUUUUGCCCAAUGCUGUCGAGUCUACUAUGAUACGCGGAACGUGUCGAACCUGAUCAACGCCGGAAAGUAUUUCUCUAUUCUGCCCAUGGUUGUGGCUGCAUCGUUUGUGGCGGAAAAGCAAGAGCUGCAGAAGAACUAUUACUCGACGACGGUGUUCUACGUCUGGUUGUGCUUUGCACUGAUUCACGCCAUCUACGUGUUCUCGUGGGAUGUGAUCAUGGACUGGGGACUGUUCCGUCACCAGAACACCAACCCUGGACUGAGGUCAUGCCUGCUUUACCGUCGCAGGUGGCUGUACUACACUGCCAUAGCUCUGGAUGCAGUUUUGCGCUUUGCAUGGACACUCAAGAUGUCGCUGAGCGUGUCCAUUUGGUUCGGUUCAGACCGGCUUUUACUGCUGCUUGCCGUCGGAGAGGUGCUCCGGCGCUUCAUGUGGAAUUUCUUCCGUGUGGAGCAUGAGCAAGUGCGUCAUUACGAGGACCUGAGUAGUUCAUACGAGAACUAUGAGACUGUCGCUGGUGUGAACUGCCCGGAGCACGAGUCAAUCUAUAAGUCGGAUGAGUCCGGUGGCGAUUCGACUGAGGGUGCCUUUUCUUGAGUGGCCAUGCCGCUGCGGUCAAUAUGUAACACGGGAUGACUGCAUACCUUGAUUUAUAGACGUGCUGGUUGUUUUAGGUUGUAUCCGCUGUUUUUAUACUUAGUCUCAUCUCCUGGCAUGCUGUUUUUAAAUUAAAUAAUUAUGAGUUUCCCCAAAUUACUUGUAUGUUUCAAACUGUCGUAUUGCUUUCAUUUCUAAACUUGAUAGCCUGAGCCGUUGAGAUCCCGCCAUAUCCCAGUGUCUGAUAUUUAUUCGUUCUGAAACUAUUCCGGCGUUGUCUUCUGGUCUGCGGGGAAGGUCGGUUGUUGGCAUGCUCUUUGUCAUGUGACCUUGCCGCAUGAUUUGUAGUAAAUGUUGUACAUGACUGAAGUAUAUCUAACUGACUUUGUUUGCGGCGCCGAAAGCGUAU